UUAUAUUUCAAAAACAAUACAGGAUUUUUAUCAUUUGAAUAUAUGGUCAUAUUUCCCAAUCAGUUCGCUAAUUUCACUUUAAUUUCGGAUGUUGUCAUUUGAAACCGGAAGUCGUCAUCACGAUACGCGUGACUGGAGCGUUCCAAAAAUAAACCGUAUGCGCGAUAUUUUUGUUUAUAAGGCGCAACAAAAACCGAUGUUUGUCCUGGUAAUUUAAGGAAUCCAGGUAUGAUUUACAUGUUAUUAUUUAAGUAAUUUCCUUUUGAAUAAGAGUCAUAAAUUUAAUUAGCAUCGUCAAACUUGUUUUGACAAAUGCAGCAAAUACCUUGACCUAGCUAGCCUGUGACAGUUUCGGGUCAGCAUCAGGGACAUUCUCAAAAUUGUAAACGCAUUGCAAAAUAGGUUUUGACAGCUGUUUACUAUUGAUUUAUUGCUUGUGAUGAUACACCACUGUUAAAAAGUGCUAAUUUAUACAAUUUCAAUCGUUUUGCAUACUAAUUUGUGCCAUAAUGAGUUUAAAUGUAUGGAAUGCAGUGGUUAUUUUAAAUGCAUACUGUAAUCUCAUACUAGACUAACAAGUGCAAAUAGUAUCUAGUUUCCUAUUUUCGUUGUUUAAACAUUUUUAAAAAUAUGCAUCAUUUUGGUAGAAUCAUGGGUCCCAAGAGGAAGUUGACGUUUGCACAUAGACUCAGUCCAGAAGUAAAGCAGACAAAGGUCAUCUCCCAGAAAUGCAAAAGGGGAAAGAGAAUGUCUCCGGGAAAGUCUGAACGCUCACUAAAAGAUUCACCGGAGUACGAUCCACAGGCGGGGGUUUCGGAGAUUACAUUUACUGAAAGCGAUUAUAGUGGACCAGAUUUUUCUGUCAUUGAGUUACACAAAUCAGUUAUUAAGGGUUACCAUGCAUACAAGAUUAGGCCACCCUUUACAAAACAACCAACGCGUUUAAUAGUUGAUAGAGAGUAUACAAACAUUAAAGACUUGAAUGCUUGUUUGGUUUGGAUACCAUCAUUAGACCAGUUUCCACAGAAUGUUCAUGAAAUGGUAACCGAUACCAAAAGGUUUAUUAAAUUAAGUGAUAUUGCUGAUUUGCCGAUCGGACAUGUUCCAAGGUCUUUGGCAGGACUUUUUCGCUCUGUUUUGGACGAAGGUGGUGAAAUAUUUGCUGAAGCAACAGGAGAACCAGUUCCUAGCUUCCCACCAUGGCCUGCACCAAAUGAAGAAGGAGGGGGAGUGGUUCUUCCAGCUUCUUAUUUUAUAUAUGCAAAACAAAACAUAAAGAUGGUUUCAUCUCAGUUAAAAAACCUACUUAAUGCACUGAAAGAGGGUUCUGGAAUGAUGGUUGUAUUAAAGUAGAAUACGUUUUCAGAAAGAAAAAACAGAAACAGAAAUGUACAUAAUG
Molecule: messenger RNA, 1399 nt
Organism: Mya arenaria
Lineage: Eukaryota; Metazoa; Mollusca; Bivalvia; Myida; Myidae
Exons: 2
Coding region: 631-1353 (240 amino acids)
Source: RefSeq, a predicted model, not a curated record